AUGAGUCGUCAUCCAGAGGUUAAGUGGGCUCAGAGAGUAGACAAGGUCUACAUCACAGUGCAAUUGGCUGAUUCCAAAGAUGCUAAAGUUGAUCUUACCCCUGAGGGUGAGUUUAUCUUUUCUGGUAGUGCUGGGGCUGGAGACAAUAAGUAUGAGCUGAAAUUGGAGCUUUUUGACAAGGUUAAUGUAGAGGAGAGCAAAAUCAGUGUAGGAGUGCGAAGCAUAAUUGCUGUAGUGCAGAAAGCUGAGAGUGGAUGGUGGAAGAGGUUGCUGCGUGGAGAAGGAAAGGCUCCACAUUAUGUGAAAGUGGAUUGGGAUAAAUGGGUUGAUGAAGAUGAGGAUGAAGGUGGUGAUGUGGACUUGGGAGGAAUGGAUUUCUCGAAAUUUGGCGGUGAAGGUGGAAUGGGCGGAAUGGGAGGAUUGGGCGGAAUGGGAGGAUUAGGAGGAAUGGGGGGACUAGAAGGAUUGGGAGGAAUGGGUGGACUGGGAGGAAUGGGAGGAAUGGGAGGACUGGGAGGAAUGGACUUCUCUAAAUUUGGUGGAAUGGGUGGUGGCGACGCAAUGGAUGAUAUUGAUGAGAGUGAUGAUGAAGGUCAAGAAGUGUCAAAGCCUGGUGAACAAGAUGCUGGAAAGAUCGGUAGUGAGCAUGAUGCUGCUGGCAAGAGUGCCGGUGAGGCAACUACAGAGAGUAAAGAAGCUACUCCAAGCAAUUAG
Messenger RNA from Vicia faba (fava bean), 714 nucleotides. NCBI's taxonomy places the organism in Eukaryota, Viridiplantae, Streptophyta, Magnoliopsida, Fabales, Fabaceae. The record is from the annotation of a GenBank genome assembly.